This is a messenger RNA of Closterium sp. Naga37s-1, 6024 nucleotides long. The record is from the annotation of a GenBank genome assembly. NCBI's taxonomy places the organism in Eukaryota, Viridiplantae, Streptophyta, Zygnematophyceae, Desmidiales, Closteriaceae.
AUGUCGAACUCCGCGCGAUCGACGGCGCGGCUGGAGAAGCGGAUGACGGACGCAUUAGCGGCGAGACAUAAGACCGUGAAGAAGGUUCCGAAGAACUUCGACGCGUUCGUGCUCAAGUUCCCGAGAAUCAACGCGGCGCUCGAGCUGCUCCAAGAGGUGUACGACAAAAUCGUGCCCGAGGGCAAAGAAGGCAUGUCCAUGGACGAGUUAAAGGCCGCGCUCGCACAGCUGGAGGUGACAGUGAGCGAAGAGGAGCUGAAGGCCAUAUUCGAGCAGGCGGAGUUUGACCCUUCGUCUGGUGAAGGGUCGGACACUGUUCCAGCGGUGGAGGACACAGUGGUGUGCUUCAAUGCGUUCGUGCUGUGCCUAGGCAUUGUGUUCCUGCUUGAGUCGGCUGACAGCGAGCAGAAGUCACGCCUUGGCACAGGAGACAUCAAUGCGGCGUUUCAAAUAAUAGUGGAUGCGUUUAUUUACUUUGAUGAGGACCACGACGGGCAGCUCACGCGGGAGGAGAUUGAAAAGGGUUUCAGCAGCCACAACACGCUCAAGGAGGGCACGCUUCUCCGCAACAUCUCCAUGCGCAUGCGUACGUUCUUGCUCAAACCCUGCGUCCCAGUAUCCUGCUCUACAAGGAGCCAUUUAGUCAAGAUGGUCAGAAUUAGCGUUCUUAACGAUGCGCUCAAGAGCAUGUACAACGCGGAGAAGCGCGGGAAGCGGCAGGUGCUGAUCCGCCCCAGCUCCAAGGUCAUCAUCAAGUUCCUCACUGUCAUGCAGCGACACGGUUACAUCGGCGAGUUCGAGCUGGUGGACGACAGGCGGGCGGGCAAGAUUGUCGUGGAGCUGAACGGACGGCUGAACAAGUGCGGCGUGAUCAGCCCGCGUUACGAUAUCGCUGUCGGCGAUAUUGAGAACUGGACCGAGCGCCUGCUGCCCUCCCGUCAGUUCGGUUACAUUGUGCUCACCACGUCUAGCGGCAUCAUGGACCACGAUGAGGCCAGGCGGAAGAACGUGGGAGGCAAGGCGGUUUUCCACUGCACCACUCGUGCAGCUUAUGCUUCUUCCGUCCCGUUCUUCCCCCCACACCACCACCACCCUCCCGUCCUGAUCAUCAAUUCUUCAACCCCCACCCCUCGUCGUGCCCCCACCGCCCUCCAGGUGGUUUUCCACUGCACCACUCGUGCAGCUUCGGGCCACAUAUGUGAUUCCACCCGAGCCGAACACGGAGGGUCGGGGCGGCCGCGGCGAGUGGUGGUGGGGGAGAGCUGGCUGGUGGCAGCACUGGAGCAUGGACUGUCCACCAUGCGCGAGGGCGAGGUGGCACUGUUCAAAGCAGAGCCCUCAGCCCAUUACAGCGACCCUGCCUGCCAGAUAAAGCCUCCCCCAGGCGUGCCUGCGGAUGAGGAGCUGCAGCUGGAGGUGGAGGUGGUAUCUGCGGCUGCUGUGUGGGUGCUGGCGGGGAAGCGAGAGAAGAAGGAGGGUGGUGCAGAGGGAGAGGGGGAGGAGGGGAAGGAGGAGGAAGUGGAGGAUAGUGUGUGUGGGUAUGAGGAAGACGAGCGGUUUAUCACGAAACAGACGGUUGAAGAGGGCAGAGGGUGGGAGCAGCCGAGGCCGCCUUAUGAAGUCAAGAUACGGCUGGAAGCUCGCCCUCUGGGCUCUUCAACGCCCUUCUAUGCAGCUGGCACGGACUCCUCCACCCCCCUGCACCUCGCCCUCGGCUCAGCUCGGCUCCCGCCAGCUCUCGAUCUGGCUCUCUCUCACAUGCUCACAGGGGAAAAAGCGGUCGUAUUCGCCUCCGCCCCCCACACCAUCCCCCCUCCGCCCGACACCCCUCUCCCUCCACCACCUCCUGCCAUUGCCCCUGCUCGGGGAACUGCCGAGCCUGACGCUGGGAGUGCCGAGGCUGAGGCUGGGAGUGCCGAGGCUGGGAGGCUCGGGCUGGCUGUUCCGGUUGUGGUGGUGCCGGCGCCGCCAGAGGGGGUGGUGGAUGUGGAGUAUCAUGUGGAGCUGGUUAAGAUCGUUCAGGUGCGAGAUGUGUUGGGCAACGGGUGUGUGAUCAAGAGAAGGCUUCAAGACGGGACAGGCGACUUCCCCAUGGACUGCCCGCUGCAGGACUGUGUGGUGCACGUGCACAUGCGGGGCACCCUGCCGGACCAGGGCGGUUCUGAGUUCAUGGACACACGCAAAGGGGGCGAGGGGGAGGGGGAAGGCGAGCCACUUCAAAUCGGCACUGGGGAAGGCAGGCUGCCAGAGGCACUAGAGGCGAGCAUUCGCCUGAUGCUCCCUGGAGAGGUGGCGCUGGUCUCCAGCACGGCGCAAUUCGCCUAUGACUCCUUCCCCAGGCCUGAUGGGGUACCGGAGGGUGCGAGGGUGCAGUGGGAGGUGGAGCUGUUUGGAUUCGAGCGGCCCAAGGGCUGGGAGGGGCUGUCGUUCGAAGAGAUCAUUGCGGAGAUUGACAAGGCCAAGCAGCUGGGAAACACUCUAUACAAGGAGAAGAAGUACAGCCAUGCUUGCAGCAAAUACGACAGGCUCUUGCGGGAGAUGAGGCAUGUGCACCCCAAGGAGGGCGAGGAGACGAAGCAAUUCAACUCUGUGCAGACCGCUCUGCAGCUGAACGUGGCGGCAUGUCAGCAUGGCAUGGGGGAGUAUGCGCGGGCUAUAGAAUGGGCCGACAAGGUGCUCACAGAGCAGCCCAACCAUGCCAAGGCGCUGUACCGGAGAGCACUGGCUCGCAUGCGCUCCGCUGCCUUCGACGAAGCAAGGGCCGACCUUCAACGGAUGCUGAAGGCAGACCCAUCCACACAGGCAGAUGCUACUGCUGCUCUUGCAAAGCUCAAGAAGAUGGAAGAGGAAGCGGAGGGUCGGCAGCGCAGAGAGCUGGGCGGCUGGUUUGACCGCAAGCCCGGCACUGUGAGGCGGGCUGCAAGGAAGGCAGCAGCCGCUCUGUCUGGGGAUACGGGUGCUUCUGCUGACGGUGACAGUAGCCAAAGUGACAAUGAGGAGAGGCGUGAUAAUGGUGGUGGUGUUGAGGGGGAUGGAAUGGGAGGAGAUGAGGAGGAAUCGGAGCUCCUAGGGGCAUUUACCCCCGUGAAAAGAACAGCGCUGCUUACCAUCAACUUCUCUUGGGCAGUGCCCUCCCUGUUUUCCUCUCCCUUUCCCCCUGUCCUCCUCUCCCUUUCCCCCUGUCCUCCUCUCCCUUUCCCCCUGUCCUCCUCUCCCUUUCCCCCUGUCCUCCUCUCCCUUUCCCCCUGUCCUCCUCUCCCUUUCCCCCUGUCCUCCUCUCCCUUUCCCCCUGUCCUCCUCUCCCUUUCCCCCUGUCCUCCUCUCCCUUUCCCCCUGUCCUCCUCUCCAUUUCCCCCUGUCCUCCUCUCCCUUUCCCCCUGUCCUCCUCUCCCUUUCCCCCUGUCCUCCUCUCCCUUUCCCCCUGUCCUCCUCUCCCUUUCCCCCUGUCCUUCUCUCCCUUUCCCCCUGUCCUCUCCAUUUCCCCCUGUCCUCCUCUCCAUUUCCCCCUAUCCUUCUCUCCCUUUCCCCCUGUCCUCCUCUCCCUUUCCCCCUGUCCUUCUCUCCCUUUCCCCCUGUCCUCCUCUCCCUUUCCCCCUGUCCUUCUCUCCCUUUCCCCCUGUCCUCCUCUCCAUUUCCCCCUGUCCUCCUCUCCCUUUCCCCCUGUCCUCUCCCUUUCCCCCUGUCCUCCUCUCCAUUUCCCUCUGUCCUCCUCUCCCUUUCCCCCUGUCCUCCUCUCCCUUUCCCCCUGUCCUCCUCUCCCUUUCCCCCUGUCCUCCUCUCCCUUUCCCCCUGUCCUCCUCUCCCUUUCCCCCUGUCCUCCUCUCCAUUUCCCCCUGUCCUCCUCUCCAUUUCCCCCUGUCAUCCUCUCCCUUUCCCCCUGUCCUCCUCUCCCUUUCCCCCAGUCCUCCUCUCCAUUUCCCCCUGUCCUUCUCUCCCUUUCCCCCUGUCCUUCUCUCCCUUUCCCCCUGUCCUUCCCUCCCACCUUUCCUCCCCCUCUCUCACAUCCCUUCCCUUUCCUACUGUCCUCUCCCACCAUUCACGCUUCUCUCAGCCAUCCCUUUCCCCCCUCCCCUGCCCCUCGCCUUCCCCCACUACCGUCCCUUCCCUUUCCACUACGUUCUCUCGUUCAAUUCAGCCAACACUUCCACCUCCUUCUCUCCCUGCCUUCCAGACAUUUUUUCUAAGCCAUCGGUGUCGCAGCGGCAUUCUGUCAGUUGGCAUUCCGUCAUUUCGAAUCACAUGGCGCUCGAUUGGGCCAAAGCGUUGCGCCAGGCGGCCAAGAUCCGCUCGUCCGCGCACCACCAAUGGAGCCCCGACUGCGCGGCGGCGGAAAGCAGCGGGCUUUCCGCCAGUGGCGGGCUUUCCGCCAACUCUCUCCCCGCGUGCCCCGCGCCGUGGGCGCUCUCCCCCGCCACCCCCUCGUCGUCCACGUCGGAGGGAGACAGCGCCGUAACGGUUACCAACGGAUGCAAGCCUUUCGCUGCGGCGAAAAAGCUCUCCGUCUCGCUUUCCGCGCAGCCAUCCGCGCAGCUCUCCGCGCAGGCCCCCUCCCCCGCCCGCCGCGCAAGCUCACGCCGCGGCAGACAUGCAGCACCGAUGCAAGUUCCGCCACUAGCCAGUCCUUCGACAGGUAGUUGCUCCUAUCGCGGGCGUGGGGCGGCGGCGGCGGAAGCCGCGAGUCCGCGGAGCGCUUCGUGGGUGGGCGCGGCGGUCGAGAUCCCGCAGGGAGCCAGCGGAGCGCCGCCGUCCUUCACGGCGGUGUCGCCCUUGCUUCUUCCGCCGAAUGCCGCGAAUGGCGCAGCGGAUGUCCCCGCCGUUCACCUCUCCUCUUCGCGCAAAGCAGCUCUCGCUCGGCGCGCAAAAAUACCCGCUUCCCCCCCUGCAGCUGCUGCCGCCGCGUCGCCAUCCGCGGCGGAGGUGGAGAUGGCGCUCAAUGAUUGGUUGACGAAUGUUCUUGCGCCGGCUCUUGCGGCUGGUGGGGCGGCAAGCGGCAAUGCGGCUGCGGCUCGGGCAUCAAUCAAUAAACCGUUAACUGAUAUGUCUGCCGGUUUCCAACUUGGAUCUUCCGCAUCCGCCUCCAUUGCGCCUCCCCCGCCUUUUUCCGCGUCCCCGGCCAAUAGGAUCGCGGAGCAGCUGGUCGGGCAAUGGCGGAAGGCGCAACAGCUUCCCCGCGUGCCCGCAUCCACGCCACCUGCGCCGGCGGCGGUGCAGGCGCCGGCGGAAGCGCCCGCGCCGUUCCUGGCCCGACCGUCCUUCCCCCGAACGUCCUGCUCCGCCUCAGCCCCGUCCCCGUUCGGCGGACCGCAGUGCAGCCCGGUCGCGCCGCCUCCGCCAGUCACACAGGCUGGCAAUGCGCCCGCGCAUGUGCCGGCGCAUGCGCCAGUCCACGCGCCCGCGCAGCCCUUGUCUCCGCCUGAGGCGCAUUCCGCGCGCGGAGGCAACGACUCGCCGGAAGAUGCCUUCUGUCCGCUCGCCUUCCUGGCAGGCGACCUUGACGAGUGCGAUCCAGUGAAACCUCAGGUGAUUCUGCAAGACGUGGCGGAUGCGAAGGGAAAGCUGUCUGGAGAUGGGGGGAUGGAGGGCUGCGCGGGUUUGUUUCUCUCCGCCACCCAUGACGUGCGGGGCGCGGCGCAGACCGGAGGGGGGAAAUGCGCGGAAGAGGGGGAGUCCCUGGAGGAGCUAGCCGCACAGGAUAUUGACUGGCAGUCCCUGCUUGCACCCUGGGAGCCGGCUUCAGGUGGUUCUUCAGGUGCUCCGGAUUCGGAAGUCGCAGACCCAGUUGAAAACGGCAGUGGAGUUGCAGCGGUGGAAAAUAACGGGCCCAAUGAUUGCCCUAGUGCGAACAGUCAAGUGGUUGCUACAGGAUAUGGUGACCUGGCGCCCAUGUGGCAUGCUGACGUGGCGGAUCUGUGCAUGGGAGUGCCAGCAUGGAUUUCGCAUGAGGAUAUGGACGGUCUGCACCAGUGGGACUCCCACAGCUAUGAGGAGCAUCUGCACUUGGCUAAGCGCCAACGCUUAGUCUAA